AGCUCACCUUCCAAGGGCAGUCGAUUGGUGCGCAACGUUUCAGUUUGUCCGUGACCGUCGACCGCGUCCAACAUGGUCAAGUGUGUGCUUCUCUGCCUGCUGGUGGGCCUCAUUGGCAGCCAGGCCCAAACGCCAACCCUGCUCCGCGACACCAUCUGGGGCGAGUUUCCCUCGGUGGUGCGGGUGAAAACGCCGCGCGAAAAUCAGUUCUGCCUCGGCACGGUCAUCAACAGCAACCACGUGCUGACGUCCGCCUUCUGCGUGCUUAGCUACGAUCGGAUGCGCAUCUUCCCGGCCCGGCUGGUGCGCGCGAUUGGCGGUGACAUUAGUGUGACGCCGGCCGCGAUCACCCGGCAGACGCGCACCGGGCAACACAUCUUUGUGCACGAAGACUACCGACCGCAUACGUACGAGCACAAUCUUGCCAUUAUUCGUCUUGCCGAACCCUUCCACCUGCCGAGCAAUGCGAUCGAGGAGGCCGUGAUACGGAUGCGCAUCGUGCCCGAGCAACAUCCGUGCGAUGUGGUGACCUGGUACAGGGCACCCGGCACGGAGGGUAACCCCAGCCAGGAAAUGCCACGCCAGCAGGCGUUCAACGUGAACAUCCGCAACCGGGAUGUGUGUGCGGCGGAACGGCGCACCGAGUUCACGCUCGAGGAAAACUCGCUCUGCACGUACACAACCACCACGAUCGGUGUCGUGCAGGGCGAUCCGAUGUUCUGUGACGGUGAGCUGACAUCGAUUCAGUCGUACGUGUUUCUUCCUCCGGUGACCGGGCAGCCGCAGCCGCAGAAUCAACCGAAUCUGGUAUCCACCCAGGUGCGGUUCUACCUGCACUGGAUACACCUGCAGCUGAAUCGUACCCAACCGAUGCCGGGCGGGUGGAAUCCGGUAGAGUACUAGCAGGAGCAGGGGAGGAAGUUUUAGAUACAAUAAAGCUGUUUUUUGCCUUGCACGGUUUACUA
This is a messenger RNA of Anopheles merus, 965 nucleotides long. RefSeq names its product coagulation factor X-like. Gene Ontology annotation, biological process: proteolysis. NCBI's taxonomy places the organism in Eukaryota, Metazoa, Arthropoda, Insecta, Diptera, Culicidae. The record is from RefSeq and is a predicted model, not a curated record. Gene Ontology annotation, molecular function: serine-type endopeptidase activity. The coding region runs from base 73 to 903 and encodes 276 amino acids. The transcript has 2 exons.